Molecule: messenger RNA, 267 nt
Organism: Auanema sp. JU1783
Lineage: Eukaryota; Metazoa; Nematoda; Chromadorea; Rhabditida; Rhabditidae
Source: the annotation of a GenBank genome assembly
AUGGAGUUUCUCUGUUACUUCUUCAUGGCAUGGACAUCAGUGUUCCUCUAUCACAUAGCGGAGUAUAUGUACAAACGAUAUAAGAAGGCUCAAGAGAAGAAUCGUGAAGACGAGCGAGUCCGAGAUCAGCAAAUGAUCGAGUUCAAGAAACAGUUGGUUACCCACGUAUUAAAGGAGCUCACCCCGCAACAAGUACACGCAGGGGAACCAAAUCAGAAAAAGAACAAACCCAAAGGAUCCCGCAAAAUUAAAAAGCGUUUCUUCUAA